Molecule: messenger RNA, 1004 nt
Organism: Anopheles stephensi (Asian malaria mosquito)
Lineage: Eukaryota; Metazoa; Arthropoda; Insecta; Diptera; Culicidae
Product: regulator of microtubule dynamics protein 1-like
Exons: 3
Coding region: 16-924 (302 amino acids)
Cellular component (GO): cytoplasm; mitotic spindle pole; spindle microtubule
Molecular function (GO): microtubule binding
Source: RefSeq, a predicted model, not a curated record
CGAGGGUUGACGGAAAUGUUCGCCAAAACGCAGAUAAGCGCGUAUUGUGGCGAGAGCGAGACACGAUCCACAGUGUGUAUUGGGAAGGAACGUGGAUCGCGUCUUCCAUCGUUCCGAGGGUGUCACGCAACACAAGCUCCGCGUGGUGAAACUGGUUCUGCAGUGUGGAAGGUCGCUGCAGCCGGCCAGUUCUGUUGUACCACUCCAACCGGUAACAUGGCAGACAGCUACGAGGAAGCGGAUCAGCUGUUCGCUGAGUGCAAGUUUCGCGAGUCGUACGAACUGCUGAGCAGGAAGCACAACAGCAGUACGGACGCGGAAUACGAGACCCUGUGGAGGCUGUGCCGUGUGAUUUACUCGAUCACUCGCGAGCUUGCCGUCGAUGAGAAGAAAGCCAAAGAGCUGGAAGCGCUCGUGUUCGAGGGGUUCGAGUAUGCGAAGCAAGGUCUAGCCCUGCAACCCAACACUGCCUCGGCCCACAAGUACUACGCGAUCUUUCUGGCGGAAAAGUCCGGCAUCGAGGGGCUUAAGGAGCGUGUCCUGCAGCUCAGUACCAUACUGCGCCAUCUGCGCAAGGCAACCGAACUGGACGGCAGUGAUCCGUUUGCGUGGUUUGUGCUGGGACGCUUUUACCACAAGCUGGCCGGAUUGGCCUGGUUUCAGAAGAAGAUGAUCCACACGUUCACCACCGACAUACCGGAGGCGACGUACGAGGAUGCGUUACAGUACUUUGAGCGUGCCGAGACCGUACGGCCCAAUUUUUUCCCACUAAACCAUCUGAUGCUGGGCGAUACGUUCGUUGCGCUGAAGGAACCGAAAAAGGCACGUCCAUUUCUCGAACUAGCUGCCAAUCAGUUGGCGCCACGCACUGCCGACGAUCGUGAAGCUCAACGGGAAGCGAAGGCACUGCUCAGGAAGCUCUAACUUGGUGGCCGCUCAAAUAAUCUCUGUACUAUUGUUUCUCUCUGUUUCCUCGCAAUAAACCAAACCGAAUGCAAAUCAAA